Molecule: messenger RNA, 1836 nt
Organism: Musca vetustissima
Lineage: Eukaryota; Metazoa; Arthropoda; Insecta; Diptera; Muscidae
Product: transcription factor grauzone-like
Exons: 3
Coding region: 1-1836 (611 amino acids)
Cellular component (GO): nucleus
Molecular function (GO): zinc ion binding
Source: RefSeq, a predicted model, not a curated record
AUGAGUCGGAACAAAGCAAUAAAACAAACAUUUUACGUCCUGAAGACGCCGUUCCAAACAUUAAUGCCAUCGAAAAUGUCGCACCUCAACUGGUGCCGUUUAUGUAUAAAUAGUUGUACAGAUUUCGUAGAACUCUACGAUGAAAAUGAUCAAUUUAAAAUGGAGGUUUAUCAAACAACUAUUAAGUAUUUCCACACCAUGUUCUUGGAACCCAUACAUGAAAGUCCCCUGAAGGUGAUGUGCUCGGAAUGUUGGCGACAAAUAAGCGAAUUUGAUAAUUUUCAAAAAUCCAUAUUAUUGGCCCAAUCCACACUACUAAAAGGUGAAACGGAAAAGGAAACCGAAGAUGAAGAGGUUUUGCCGUUGCCUGUAAAACAAGAUUUUGAAGAGGAGGAAAAAGAUGAGGAAGCAGCUGCAAAUUCAAUUAAAAACGAAGAUGGUGAUGACGCAGUCAUAAACCCCUUUGAGGCAUUACAAUGUGAUAAAGAAAAUAAUUACAAAAAUUCUGAUGAUAACGAUGAUGCCGUACAAAAUCAAAUUAAUGAAAAUAAUUUCAAACUCUAUGUUAAAUCCAUUGUCGACAUGAUAAAGGCCCAAAAUGGUGAAUUCAAUAUGGGCGUACAAAAAUCUGGUCUAAAUCCAGAGCUUAGUAUUACACCCAUUGACCUUACAGAAGAUGAAAUAAAUCAAGAGGAUGAUAGUUCACAUUCUGAUAUGGAUUAUGGUGGCGAUGAAGAUAUAUCAAUGGCAGCUGCCGAAAUGUUAUCGGUACAAUUGAAUACAAGUGGUGAUAAUAAUUUUAUGGGUGAAAAUACCAUGUUGGAACAUAUGCAUCAGUUCUUUAGUCGCCAAGCGCCACCUGUCCAACAGGAGAAUUCAAGAAAUCGUACACCCAGCGAAAUAUUGGAUCAAUAUAUAACCAAAUGGCGUUCAACGCUAAAUUGUCCUCUCUGCAAUGCUGUGGUGGCAAAUGUGGCCCAUUUGGGAGAACAUUUUAAGGAAGUACAUCCCCAGGAGAAAUCACACAUAGAAUGUUGUCAACGAAAAUUGUUUACACGUUCAUCGAUAGCCGAACAUGCACGAGUCCACCUGGAUCCCAACACAUUUAAAUGUGAAAUAUGUGGUCGGGUUUGUAAUACAUCCAAAGCCUUGUUAAAACAUAAAAUUUCCAAACACUCUGAGGGUAAUGAAAGUGGUGCUGAUGGUGGUGGAAAUGGCGGCGGUGUUGGUGUCAUGGACAGUCGUACCCCAGAUUCAUUGAACAAAUCAAAAAUAUCCAAAAAAUCUGCCAAAGAAUUAGAUGAAAUUAUUGCCCGCUGGAAACCAAAUUUAGAGUGUGUGGUCUGCUAUGGCCAAUAUCCCACCUACACGCUGCUACAACAGCAUUUUCACUUGGAACAUCCGCAGGCACCAUUCUACGUUGAAUGUUGUCAACUAAAGUUGGAACAACGUUGGCAUUUAGCCGAUCACAUGCAACUGCAUUUGGAUCCGAAUGCCUUUAAAUGUCAACUAUGCAAUCGUGCCUACAGCUCCAGCCGACAUCUAUAUCGUCACAUGUACUAUACACAUUCGAUGCGAGCCGGUGGCAAUAAUGUCAAAUCGCCUACUUGCCACAAAUGCCCCCUGUGUGAUAAGACCUUUAAGGCGCGUCGUUGUAUGCAGGAGCACAUGGCCACACACACCGGUCAGGAAUUGUAUCGUUGCCUCUACUGCAGUGAAACAUUUCGUUACAGUUCAUCGUUGUACACACACUUGAAGAGCAUACAUCCGCUUGAAUGGAAAGAUCGCAAAGACACAAGAAUGUUAUAUAAAUUAAUGAAAAUUGAAGAUUCAUAA